GCCUCCAAGCCGUUAGAGGGCAGUAAAGCAUUCCAUAUUGUGCUCCGUCGACGUGAAGUCAAACAGGAAGAACAGGAGAGCGUUGUUAGCAAAAGACUACGAGGAAAGCGCUCGUUGACCCCUUUGGUUGGCAUUCAGAUCAGCAUGGGCCGCCACUUUGGAAAUUUGGCCAGGGUCAGGCAUGUCAUCACAUACAGUCUGUCCCCCUUUGAGCAGAAGGCAUUCCCCAAUUAUUUCUCCAAAGGAAUUCCCAAUGUUUGGAGAAGGUUCACGUCAUCUUUCUUCAAAGUUGCGCCCCCAAUGAUCCUCAUGUACCUGACCUACUCGUGGGGCAACAGUGUUCACAAGCAGAGCAAGAGGAAGAAUCCCGCUGACUACGAAAAUGAAGAAUAAAUUUUCGCCAGCUCCAAGGCUUCUUCUGUUCACCAAUAAAGAUGAAAAAAUAUCA
This is a messenger RNA of Hippocampus zosterae (dwarf seahorse), 448 nucleotides long. RefSeq names its product cytochrome b-c1 complex subunit 8 (gene uqcrq). Lineage: Eukaryota; Metazoa; Chordata; Actinopteri; Syngnathiformes; Syngnathidae. The coding region runs from base 145 to 393 and encodes 82 amino acids. The transcript is spliced from 3 exons. The record is from RefSeq and is a predicted model, not a curated record. Gene Ontology annotation, biological process: mitochondrial electron transport, ubiquinol to cytochrome c.